Molecule: messenger RNA, 1781 nt
Organism: Phragmites australis (common reed)
Lineage: Eukaryota; Viridiplantae; Streptophyta; Magnoliopsida; Poales; Poaceae
Product: microtubule-destabilizing protein 60-like
Exons: 7
Coding region: 78-1586 (502 amino acids)
Biological process (GO): mitotic spindle assembly; regulation of mitotic spindle organization; activation of protein kinase activity
Cellular component (GO): nuclear microtubule; mitotic spindle
Molecular function (GO): microtubule binding; protein kinase activator activity
Source: RefSeq, a predicted model, not a curated record
GUUCGUCAACCGCCGUCCGCAUUGGCCGUUGAGAUUCGAAAGUUUUCUCUUUCUUUUGAUUUGCGUUUUGAUCGGGUAUGGCCGCUCCGGCGAGGAAGGCCAUCAGAGGAGUGCGGCGGCCGUUCGCGCCGGUGGUGGUGUCGCCGUCGCCGUCUCUGUCGGGGAAUCAAGUGGUGCAGGAGAAUGUGGUGGAGCCCGAGGCGGCGUCGUCGUUCGCGCAGCGGGUUCGGCGGUUCGGGAAGUGCGCCGGCGAGAAGGAGGCAGCGUUUCUUGGCGUCGGCGGUAAGGCGGUCAAGAAGUGUGGCUCCGGCUCGUGCUCGUCCCCUGUUUCUGUUUCCAUGAAGCCGGCUGCGGUGGCGGCGAGGACGGGGAGCAGGAGGAGGAUGGGGAAGACUGUCAAGAAGCGCGGCUCCGGCUCGUCCCCUGUUUCUGUUUCCAAGAAGUGCUCGACAGCAAUGGCGAAGGCGUACGACGCGCCGCUGUUGUACUUCUCCGAGGAGCGGGACGACAAGGUGAGGGCCAAGUUCUCGUCCCCCUACGACGAUGCGGACCAGAGCCGCCAAGAACGGCGUGGCGACGAGACCUCCUCGAGGAAGCGGACGAUGAGGAGCGUGGCAAUGGAGGAGGCCAUGGUGGGUCUCCCGGGGCCCGGCGAGGGCCGCGUAAAGUACCUGGUGCACACGUUUGAGCGGCUCCUCUCUUUGGCCGGCGGCGGUCCCGAGGCGCGGAGCAGAGGCGCGAGGAGGAGGAGGAGGAAGAACGAGGCGACGCCGACGGCGAGGAAGGCCUCUGAGUCAUCGUCAACGCCGACGGCAGCCGACGAGAUCGACGUGUCGUACCCCUCCAUCGUCUCGUCGUCCGAGGUCUCCUUCCCCGCCAUCGCUGGCGUCCCAUGCAUCCUCGACGCCUCUGACCGCACCAGCAGGAUCAGAGCUGCACGAGACCAACGGCGGCAGAGGCAGAGGAGAUGCGACAGCACCGGCUGGUCGGAGAGGAGCUGGAGCAGGAAGGUGGUGACAAGGGUGACGAGCCUGCGUCCCUUCAACCUUAGGACCGAGCAAAGGGGGAGGGUGAAGGAAGAGAAUUUUGUUCAGAGAAUGAGGAGGAUGCAGCUAGAGGAGGAGAGGAUGCGCAAUCCACUCGCGCAAGGUCUACCGUACACCACCGAUGAACCAGAGAAUCCGGCGAAACCUCCAAUGAAAGAACCCACUGAACCGAUAGAUCUUGUGCUGCAUAGCGACGUCCGUGCGGUCGGUCGCGCCAAGUUUGAUCACCAAGUAAGUCGUGCAUUGCGAUGCUCGCUCGCCGUCGACGAGUUCCUGAGGGCUAUGCACCGGCUAUCUUCGAUCCUGCAGGUCGCCGAGCGCAGCAGCUUCCUGGAGGAAGUGAAAUUGGCAAAGGAAAGACAGCAAAAGGUGGAUGAGGAGAUUGAGAUCAAGCAGCUGAGGAAGGAGCAGGUGCCAAGAGCACAUCCAAUGCCAGAUUUUACCAGGCCAUUUGUGCCGAAAAGGUCAGUGAAGCCUCAAACAAUUCCCAGGGAGCCAAAAUUUCACCCCAGAUUGAUGAGGCACGUCUCGAAGGCGUAAUCAGCUUCAAAAAGAGUAGUAGGCAUCAUUGUCGUCAUUGUCGUCAUCGUCGUUGCCAUCGUGGCUACUCGAGCUGUUCAGCGAAUGUGCUAGCAGAGAGCAACUUUAUUUUCCAAAACAGAAAAUGCUGUGCAUCAAACAUCUUUUCUACCUAAGAAGCUGAGUUGAUGUAAUAUGUUGAAUGCGUGUAUAAUA